AUUAAAUUUAUAUAAAGAUAGAAAGUCAUUAGUCAUAGCCAUAACCAUAGCCACCUUCAAGCAUCAAAAUUCCACAACAAACCAACAAUUUCCCACCUUUCUCUUCAUCUCUUCUCUUGCUUCAAUAAAGGCUUGUGCGGUAGCAGACUGAACCACUAAAAUCUGGUGGCUUCUGAUAUGAUUCCCGUUUGAAGACAAAUAGAAAAAAGGAAUAAAAGUAUCAAUGAUAGUUUUGAUUAAGUAACAAAAAGAAAGAACUGGUGGAAAAUGGGAGGUUGCUGUUGUUCUGCCAGAAAACAUCAUUUGCAAGGAACACCAGUUUAUUAUUAUUGUCCACCAACUUUUGAAGAGCGCGAGUCUUUAACCUCUAAUGGUGGCACCACUGCAUCGCUCGCUGCUGGAUUUCUCGUUGGAAUGAACCUUGAAGCAUCCAUACCGGAUACGUUCCGGUCUCCUCCUGCGCCUUUGCCUUAUGACAUUGUCUUAGGAGGUUCUGCGUCAACAGAUUCCGAGUCUGGCCGAGAAACAGUUAGUGUUAGUAGUUUUGAAACUUCAAUUACACGCGAUGAUAUUGAAGAAUCAAAUUGUAAAGCUCAAGCCAAAUCUACACCUUUAUCUCCAAAGAAGGGAGAACUAUUAAAAUCAAAUGGAACUCAAGUAUUUGUGACAGAAGAAGAGGAUGUUUGUCCAAUUUGUCUUGAAGAAUAUGAUGAUGAGAAUCCUAAAAAUCUGACAAAAUGUGAACACCAUUUUCACUUAUCUUGCAUUCUUGAGUGGAUGGAAAGAAGUGACUCCUGUCCUAUAUGUGAUCAGGAGAUGAUAUUUUGACCAGACAAUGAAUUAGUUUGAUCUGUUUAAAAUCAAAGCUUGCUAUAUAUAUGGAAGAUAGAUGAAGAAGUUGAACUUAUGAUAACCUGGUUAGAUGUUGGUAGCUGCAGAUUCAUAUUCUAUUCGCGAUACAAUGAAAAAAUCAUUAUUUUAGUAGGCUCAAUCAUUCACCAUCUCUAAGAAGAAGAAUGAAAAUUUGACAGAAUACUAUACCAUAUAUAGCUUGUGUCUGAAUGCAAUUCCUUUAUUUGGAAUUUGGCUAUUAUUAUAGUUGAAGAAUGCAGCAGUUCUAUCUCUUGAUGCCACAAUUCAUGUUCAGAGAUGGCUUUUUGCACCUUUCCUUGUGUUGAUUUGUUGUUUUCAUAUUUUUUUUCCAAAUUAUUUUUUAUCAAUUUUUAUUUCUUUUGUAUGUUAUUGUCUUUUCUUUUUAUUUGGGGAGUUGGGGGAGCAUACUGGAUUUGUAAAUCAUGUUUGCUUUAAGUAUGUAUAUAUCUUAGGCAUUCAAAGAAUAUAAUAGAAGUUCAUCAAACUAGUAGCUAGUUCUGAUUUCUAUCUGCCAAAUUGUUUUCGAAUAGUC
Cicer arietinum (chickpea) is the source of this 1405-nucleotide messenger RNA. Its product is annotated as probable E3 ubiquitin-protein ligase RHB1A. The record is from RefSeq and is a predicted model, not a curated record. Lineage: Eukaryota; Viridiplantae; Streptophyta; Magnoliopsida; Fabales; Fabaceae. Gene Ontology annotation, molecular function: ubiquitin-protein transferase activity.